AUGGCAGCACUGGGUGACCCUAAUUCUCCAACAGGACUCGAACCUAAUCCUAAUGCCGCCCCAUCUAUUCCGGGUCUUUUCACUAGACAUCUCAACCCUAAUGCCAUUCCAUUUACACCACGGUCCCAUCAAGGCGCCCCAGCAAAUUCCUGGGUACGCUUUGGCUUUAUCAACAUUUGUAGCCUUGGGCACAAAGUCGACGCCCUGGAGCAGCUGAUCGCGAACCAGUGCUGGGACAUAGUCGGUGUUGCUGAAACAUGGCUUGAUGGCACAGUGUCUGAUGGAGAAAUCCGGAUCCCAAACUUCAGUAUUGCCCGUCAGGACCGUGCCGGUGGAAGAGGAGGUGGAACAUGUAUCUACUUCAGGUCGACCCUCCCCGUGAAGCCUCGCCCGGAUUUGACGGCGGAUGAUGUAGAGUGCACCUGGAUCGAGCUUAAAGGUGCCCGGGUGCCUCAUCUCUUAGGGUGUGUAAACCGGCCGCCAAGUGAAACAGUUGCGUUCUGGCCCAGACUAGAGACUGUCUUACAGGCAGCCACCAACAACACCGGAUCGGUCACUAUGAUGGGCGACUUCAAUGUAAAUGCUGACCCAGUUUCUCCUGGCCCACAAUUGCGCCACAUGCAUGACACGUGUGGAAGCUAUGGACUGCAGAACGUCGUGACAGCACCAACUCGUGUUCUGCCCCAAUGUGUGCGUGGAACCAUACUAGAUCUAGCCUUGGUCAACCAUGCCAGCUUAACAUCCUGGAACAUCGUACCAUGUGACAUCAGCGAUCACUUUGCUGUGAGUGCUUCACUCAGCUGUGCUACUGAAACGGAGGAAAACCAGUACUUCAGUGAUGAAUGUGUUGUCAACAAUCGCAAUCCAAGGAAGAUAUGGUCCCUGUUAAACUCCAUCACUGGCAGAGGAGGAAGCAAGCAAGACCCUGCAUGUGAUGUGAACAAGGUCAGCGUGGCAUUUAGCAACAUUGUAACUGACCCUGAUCGGCCAGCCCACUUGCCAUUACCGAAUGGACCCCCAGCUGAACACUCACUCAGCUGUCUGGGAACAGCAUCUUAUGCUGCUGUGAAUAAGCUUCUGCAAGCGAUAAUUCCGGUGAAGGCAACUGGCAGUGAUGGAAUACCUGGGCUGCUUCUCAAAUCCUGCAGUGAUAUCCUCACGCCGUCCCUCACACGGAUCUUCAAUGAGUCUCUUGAAACGGGCAUUGUACCUUUUGCCUUCAAGAAGGCCCUGGUCCGGCCUCUGUACAAGUCUGGAGACCCAACAUCCCACGGGAACUAUCGUCCAGUAUCCCUGCUGCCGAUUGCCUCAAAGCUGCUAGAGAAGCUCGUGCAGCGGCAGCUUGUGGCAUUCCUCGAUGAACACAAUGUUCUACCACCGACCCAAUUUGCCUUCAGGAAGGAUCACUCCACUGAACAUGCACUUGUGCUACUAACGGAUGGUAUUCUCACUGCAAAGGACUCUGCAUUGCCUUGCUGCAUCUGCCUACUUGACAUGUCAAAGGCGUUUGACAAAGUCAGUCACCCUACGCUGCUGCAGGACUUGUUCGACAUUGGCGUUUCUGGAACGGCAUUAAGUUGGUUUGCCAACUAUCUCAGCCAUCGAACCCAGCAAGUGCGCAUUGGAACCCAGGACGGACCCUGUAAUGCAUGCACAUGCGGUGUUCCACAGGGAUCCGUUUUGGGACCAAUCUUGUUCAGUGUAUACACGCGCGGCAUACCAGACGUUGCUGGUGGCGUGCCCACAGUACAGUUUGCGGAUGAUAUUGGCUUGUACUUCAGCCACCGGCUGCCUACUGAAUGCUCCGCGGCGCUUACCCGGGCAGUAUCUGCAGUGGCUGACUGGCUAGAGGAUCGCAACCUCAUCCUGAAAGCCAAGUCCUGA
Sycon ciliatum is the source of this 1884-nucleotide messenger RNA. RefSeq lists its product as uncharacterized. The coding region runs from base 1 to 1884 and encodes 627 amino acids. The record is from RefSeq and is a predicted model, not a curated record. Lineage: Eukaryota; Metazoa; Porifera; Calcarea; Leucosolenida; Sycettidae. Gene Ontology annotation, molecular function: catalytic activity. The transcript has 2 exons.